UAGGGGGCCGUGGAACGACAAUAACCACUCGUCCCGAAACCCUAACGCUGCCCUCAAAUUGUUCUACCAAACCCUAGCCCUAAACGGCUCGAUGCUGUGAGAUCGCCCACAGUGCCCAUGGCUCUGGAAGGCCCGGCGGAGCGACGGGACGAGGUCCAGGUGGCGAUGGGGAAUGGGAACGGCGUGGCACCGUUGCAAGUGUCGCGGCCGGCCGGCCGGCCUGCGGCGGCGACGGCGCCAUACGCGGACCGGCGGCUACGGCUGAACCCCAACGCGGAGCACAAGCCGCAGGACUACAGCGAUGUGCGCGGCGAGUACGCGCCGGCCGUCUACAGCGCACUCGAGCGGCAUCUCCCACCGAGCCUCCUCGACGCCGACCGUGGCGUCAAGCUACACUUCAUGCGGGACAUUCUUGCGCGCUACUGGCCCCAGGGCGAGCGCAACAAGGUGCAAAGACACAAAGAAUACAGACAGAGGAUACUCCACCUUUACAAGCCUCUUCAUGAAGAAUUAUACAAUAUGCAUCCUUCAGCAUUCUUUUUACCAACAUUCCUUGAAGCAGUUAGUAGCAAUUCAGAAGAAAGCUUUAGAAGUAUUAUGACUGAGCCAAUUCCUGGAGUUUAUUCGUUUGCUAUGUUGCAGCCAGCUUUCUGUGAGAUGUUAUUGGAAGAGGUAGAGAACUUUGAAAAAUGGGUCCAUGCAAUGAAAUUUAAGAUUAUGAGGCCAAAUACAAUGAACAAGUAUGGUGCUGUCCUUGAUGAUUUUGGUCUGGAAGCUAUGCUGAACCAGUUCAUGGAACAGUUCAUAGCUCCAAUUUCUAGAGUUUUUUAUGCUGAAGUUGGUGGAGGAACAUUGGACUCACAUCAUGCUUUUGUUGUUGAAUAUGGGAAAGACAGGGAUGUUGAACUCGGUUUUCAUGUUGAUGAUUCUGAAGUUACAUUAAAUGUUUGCCUUGGCAAACAAUUCUCUGGUGGUGAAUUAUACUUCCGAGGCAUUCGUUGUGAGAAUCAUGUGAAUUCAGAGACACAACAUGAGGAAAUGUAUGAUUACACUCAUAUUCCUGGACAGGCUGUACUCCAUCGUGGUCGACAUAGGCAUGGUGCUCGAGCUACAUCAUCUGGACUCAGAAUCAAUCUGCUUUUGUGGUGCCGGAGCUCUGUGUUCAGGGAGAUGAAGAAAUACCAGAAGGAUUUUCCUAGCUGGUGUGGUGAGUGCCAGCGCGAAAAAAGGGAAAGGCAGAGUCAGUAUGUUAAAGCAACUAAGAUGGCGUUUCUCAGGGGUGCUGGAGGCGCAAUGAUCUAAUUCAUACGAAGGCAUGUAUUUUAUACAAAUUUGUAUCAUACUAAACUUUGUUCAUCAUUUGGGACUUGAAGAGGUGGUCUUUGUAGACUGUAGUCAACAGUCAACUUUCUGUUAGACGGCUCAUCGUGGUCUUUGUAGACUGUAGUCAACAGUCAACUUUCUGUUAGGCUCAUCGACGCGAUCACAGGUGUAUGUAAAUGUAAGCUUACUGUGAUUAAGUCCAGCUGAAACAAAUGUAAAAACGGGUGAUAAUCUGGUAGCGUAGCAAGAAAUGCUACUUCGGACAUACAAUUUUUGUGGCGUCUAUAUGCUCACAUUAUUAUUAGAUUUA
This is a messenger RNA of Setaria italica (foxtail millet), 1633 nucleotides long. RefSeq lists its product as uncharacterized. The transcript has 9 exons. The coding region runs from base 118 to 1302 and encodes 394 amino acids. The record is from RefSeq and is a predicted model, not a curated record. NCBI's taxonomy places the organism in Eukaryota, Viridiplantae, Streptophyta, Magnoliopsida, Poales, Poaceae. Gene Ontology annotation, molecular function: oxidoreductase activity, acting on paired donors, with incorporation or reduction of molecular oxygen; L-ascorbic acid binding; iron ion binding.